Molecule: messenger RNA, 1211 nt
Organism: Eurytemora carolleeae
Lineage: Eukaryota; Metazoa; Arthropoda; Copepoda; Calanoida; Temoridae
Product: FMRFamide receptor
Exons: 14
Biological process (GO): G protein-coupled receptor signaling pathway
Cellular component (GO): membrane
Molecular function (GO): G protein-coupled receptor activity
Source: RefSeq, a predicted model, not a curated record
UAAAUAUAAUUAAAUAUAAUUUUUGUGUUUUAGAAGACAUGGACUUAACACAAAUUACCUAUACAAAUGUGACAGAAGUAUUCUCUGCGGACAGUAUAGAAGAAACAAUGGAGGAAGAUUUAGAAGAGUGUCGAGUAAUUCCUAGCCUCAAAACUAUUCAGGCCUGGAGGUUCUGGUUGUCUGGAGUAUUCACCUUGUGUACAGGACUUCUUGGAAUUGCAGGAAACAUUGUGAGCCUGGUUAUUCUUACAAAAAAGUUAAUGAGAAAUGUGUUUACUCUUCUAUUGUCUUCCCUGUGUGUGGCAGAUCUCAUUUUCCUUGUCAGCAAUUUGGUCCUAGCACCUAGCUCACUGGGGUAUAAGCCUGCACUGCUUACAAGCCUAGCAGCCUUUUCAGAGGCGGGUUCUCAUUUAGGACUGGCUUUGAGCAUCUUUUUAACUGUAGCAGUCACUCUAGAGCGUUAUCAAUCCAUCAGUGAUCCUCUAAAUUAUGAGGCCAGAGUAGUAUCAAGAGGAAGAACAAACUUAGUACUGAUCUAUCUGAUUCCCUCUAUCCUACUGAGUAUUGUCUUCAAUAUUCCACGCCUCCUCUCUGUCUCAAGCCUUGGUACUUCUCUCCACACUAACCAGCAGCUCGUCAGAAUAUAUAUAUUCUACCAGGCGGUUCAUCCCUUGUCAACAACAGGCCUAAUACCCUUCCUCUUUCUUUCUAUUCUUAAUUGGAGGAUUAAUAACAAAAUCCCCAAGAUUAGCCAUGUAUCUUCAAGCUCAAGAAGAAGAACUAAGGACUUUAAUCUCGCCCGCGUUUGCACUAUUCUUGUUCUCGUUUUCCUGGUGUUGAACCUUCCUAGACUUACUGUGGGACUUUAUGAGGUUUCAAGUAUUGGGACUAUACUGAGAUGUUACAGUAAUAAUCUAAAGUACUAUACUCCCACUUGGCAGUGGUGUGCAGACAGCGUUGCUCGGUAUCUUGCAGUUGUCAACUCAUCAAUCAAUUUCUUAAUCUACUGUCUUGCGGGUUCUCAGUUUAGAUCGGAGCUUAAAAAAACUUUAGGAAUGUGUAGGGGUUCACAAUCAUCUCCUGUGACAAAUUCAUUCUCUUUGCGGAGUAUACGGCGCCGGUCUUCCUUCAGUACAGGACUGAACUCCUCAUUAAAUCAAAGUAGCAGAAGAAAUCGUAUUGGUGUAAACUGCCCCAAAAUCAAAAUUUGG